GUUAUGUGUUCUAUGACUCUAUGAGUAAAGUUGAGGUUAGGUUUUUUUAAAUAACAUUGGGGAAAAGCAAUUGUGAAGUUGUUAUGAAAAUUUUUCAAAAAUGUUGGAUUUCAGGUAGCGAUUUGAGGUUUUCCAAUCGUUUCCAGUAAGAGAAGCACCUGACCUGUAGCGAAACAUUAAACAUUCCUCCACUGGAUUUGUUAAUUCUGCAUACAGUAUUGUUAGUAAAUCAAAUCAAAUUGAGCUAAAAUUAGAAGAUCUACGAGUUUAUCAUACUUUCCUGUCAGUAAAAAAGUUCUUAAAAAUGGAUCCAGCGCUACUGAAAGAACGUGAGGCAUUUAAGAAAAAAGCUCUUAGCACCCCAAGUGUCGAAAAGAAAAAGGUGGAGUCAAAAUCUGAACAUAAGGAAGAGAAGAAAAAAGUCAAGACGAAUAGCAGCAAUAAUGUACCUAAACUUGAUAUCAACAGUUACAAAACAUCUUCUGGAAGCUCGCAGUACCGUUUUGGUGUACUAGCAAAAAUAGUCAAACAUAUGAAAACACGACAUCAGGAAGGUGAGACUUAUCCUCUCUCAUUAGAAGAAAUUUUAGAUGAAACAAACCAGUUGGAUGUUGGAAAUAAAGUUAAACAGUGGCUGCAAACUGAAGCUUUGAUAAACAAUCCAAAGAUAGAAGUUUCUGCUGAAGGAAAAUUUAUUUUUAAAGCCUUAUUUAGACUGAAAGAUAGAAAAAGUCUGCUAAAAUUACUGAAGCAACAAGAUUUGAAAGGAUUAGGAGGAGUAUUGUUAGAGGAUGUGCAAGAAUCCUUGCCACAUUGUGAAAAAGCUCUAAGGAUACUAGAUAAUCAAAAUGAAAUUGUUUUCAUAACAAGACCAAUUGAUAAGAAAAAAGUUUUGUUCUACAAUGAUCGGACUGCUAGUUUACCUAUAGAUGAGGAAUUUCAAAAAUUAUGGAGAUCUGUUGCCGUAGAUGCUAUGGAUGAUCAGAAAAUUGAGGAGUAUUUAGAUAAACAAGGAAUUCGAUCUAUGCAAGACCAUGGUCCAAAGAAGCCCAUGGCCCCAAAACGUAAAAAGGCUUCGUCCCGGAAGAAGGUGUUCAAAAAGCCUAGGGAUAACGAGCAUCUGGCGGAUGUCCUUGAGACUUACGAAAACGACACUUUGACUCAAAAAAAUACGGUGUAGCAGUUUGUACGGUUGAGAGCUACGCUGUACAUAUAUUUUGUGAUAUAUGUAUGUUUUUGAUGUCAGUUUAUAUUUCUUUGUACAAUUGUGAUAAAAUUAAAGAUAUGCACAUAUA
Acanthoscelides obtectus is the source of this 1295-nucleotide messenger RNA. NCBI's taxonomy places the organism in Eukaryota, Metazoa, Arthropoda, Insecta, Coleoptera, Chrysomelidae. The record is from the annotation of a GenBank genome assembly.